Molecule: messenger RNA, 3790 nt
Organism: Drosophila mauritiana
Lineage: Eukaryota; Metazoa; Arthropoda; Insecta; Diptera; Drosophilidae
Product: GTP-binding protein rhb1
Exons: 6
Coding region: 89-931 (280 amino acids)
Molecular function (GO): GTPase activity; GTP binding
Source: RefSeq, a predicted model, not a curated record
AAUUAUAACAACAAUAUAAUGUGGAGUAGUACUAUAUCGCCAACCAACUCUAAGAAACUGUUGAUCGGAAGCACACGAAGCGUUGAUUAUGUCGGUGAUAGUGCGAGGACAGCAGCAGGCAAUAUCAAAACAGGAGCAGCAGCAGCCGCAGGAGCCAAAGGAUCAAAAGCCAAAGCCACCGCCAUCGCAGCCACCACAGCCACAGCCCCCACAACCAAGAUCUCAAUCGAAAUGGAGCUCCACAUACAGAACAAGUGCAUCUCGGCAUAGCGCAUCACUCUGGAGGGUGGUGCGGAGCCGCCAUGGCUGCAGGGCCCCCUUAAAGCCGCGUUUUUGGGGGCUACUGGGGUCGGCAAAACAAGCAUACUACAGGACUCAUCAGACGACAACUCAUCGCAAGAUCUACAAAAACUGUCUGGUCUGCGACACCUGCAUACGUGAGCUGAUGGUACUGGACGUUCCUCCCCAGAAGCGAUUUCCGGCUGACAACUUCGCCGAGUGGAACAACGGACAUCCGCUGGGGCUGCGAACGGUGCACGCCUAUGUCUUGGUCUACGACAUGGGCAACUUGGAGACCUUUCAAUACUGCCGCUCGAUGAGAGAUCAGAUCUUGGACAGUUUCAGUCAUCGUGAUUUUAGCAUAAUUGUGGUCGGCAAUAAAUUUGACAAUGUGACUGAGGCGCAGGCCAACUCCCAGGAGCUCAAGGACAUUUCCACGCUGGUGCGCAAACAUUGGCGCUGCGGCUACGUCGAGUGCUCGGCGCAAUAUAACUACAAAAUCGGAGACGUUUUCCGUGAGCUGAUGGGUUGCACCAGCACGGGAGGAGGCGGCGGCGCCGGCGGAGGCGGAGGCAUGGCCGGGGUCGGUGGCCUGGUUGGCACUGAGUACUCACAAUCAACUAGGAAUAAAGGACGCUGUACAAUACUGUAGCAAGAGUUGCAUAAGUUUUAUAAGCAAACGCGCUGAUCUGGCGCAUUACAUCCGAGUGAAUUCGUCGCAAGACGGUGGCUGCAGCUGGGACACGGUGGCGUAUACGCAAUCUCCAGGGAGGAAGCACAAAGACGACAUUGUUGCCCCUUGCCAACGCUUGCUUGCUGAUGCAUAUUUUACCAUAUAUUUUUAGUGGCCACACUCCGCACAGCUUCUCCUUUGUUUGCCAUUAUUACAACAUUUUGUGUUUCCAUGGACGCUUUUGCUCUGCUCAUUUUAAUGGCAGUGGCAAUGGCAAUGGCAAUGGCCUCGCCGCACACAGGACACGUUUGGCCAGCACCCAGAUCCCGAUCCUGGCGACAGCUUUUGUGCGUCCGCAUUUGCAAUUCAAUUCGGCGCUCGCUGGCAGGAAGUGCAGUGGCCAUGAAUAUGCAGAGAUAUCCGCAAAGUGCAGCCACAAUGGCCGGCGGAAGUUCGAUUCCCUUGAGGCCAUCAUCAUUAUCGUUGUGGUUAUUGUUUGUGUCGUGGAUCGUAAAUAGGCAAUUAAUCCCACCAUAAUUUACAAUACGUUUUAUGUACGAACGAAUAACCUUGUUAUCAAACAAACUAAAGUCGUUUAGGAACUAAAGUAGUCGACCUAAGCUAUACACACAUAUACUUAAACAUAUAUGUAUACAUUAACGUUGUGAUCAUUUCAAGAAUUAGUUCUUAAGGCACUCCGACCCAGAACGUCGGCCAAUGUCAAGUGAAGUGAAGUCAAGUCAAGUCAAGUAUCCGUAUCCGUAUCCGGAACUGGAUUACCAGAAAUACUUAGCUAUAGGACAACGUACGAGUAAGAGCAAUUUAAUAAAUAGUCGUAAGUGUUUGGAUAGCGGUCGAAGGCGGUAAAAUCAAACAAUUACAAUCAUGCCAUGAAAAUCCUCAAGAGGCCAGCUCCAUAAUAUCCCCAAUUACUCGCUGCGCAAGUUGCUUGAAAUGAAUAACCACCCGAAUCUGGCAUAAAGUUAUUGCAAUAUCCCCUAAAUCACAAAUCAAUCAUUGUGUCUACAAGUGUUACAAAUAAUAGAUACUUUACCCAUGUUUCGCCAUCGAGGAGCCGUGAUCCAGAAGCCUUAAGAACCCAGAAGCAAAUGCUGCAUAGAACACCUUAGAGUAGAGUAAGAUUACAACUUGAUCGAAGCGCACAAAAAACGAGCAUUGUGUUACCAUCGCAAUCUCGAAAUUGUCAGAGCCCAGAUUGAAUAAAGAUCGAAAGCCACAUCUGGGUACAGUAGUAUCCAUAUCGCCCAGCUAAUGGGUAGGUGUGGUACUUUAUAUCCGUACUAUACUAUCCACUGGCGAUCGCCAAGUUAAUUAGGUUCUGAGCUGAUCUACGAAACACGUACAUACCAUUCUGAUCUCUUUCUUUACCUCAAGAAGACAACUUAAACUACUCAAAAGAAAAGCAAUCAAGGCUGACUUUGUACAUAGGGAUUUCAAUGGAAGAACUUGGCGAAAAGCUACGGAAACCGACUUUUACAGCAAUAUAAGUAAGCUCUAACUGAUAUUCAAGCUAGAUACAUAACUGGGCGCACUGCCACAUUGGUUCCACUCCCAGUUGAGUGCUCGGCUAGGAUUCUAGGAAUAGCUGAGGUAGCCAGUAUCUUGAAACAAUUCGACGACAUUAUUUCAAGGUUAACCAAUGCAAAUCGAUAAUAACACAAGGGUACUAGCCCAUUAUUGUUAUAAAUAUUAUUAUUAAUAUACAUUUGGUCGGCUUAAAGGGGGGGUAAGGUUUGAAAGGCCAAAAUAUGGCCACAUAUAAGGAUAUUAUUUUAGUUGUUUGCAACUCUUACGGAGAGUUAUUUGAAAAAUAUAAAAAAUAUACCUCGCUUAAUGAGAAAUUCAGUUUCCUUGUUCCUUUUUCAAAUUUUUAAUUGAAAAAUGUUCCUUUUUUAAAAGAAUUAUAAAAACUUUGCUGUAGCUUCUUUAGAAUUAUACAGAAUAUUUAAAAUAUUGAAAAGCAACAAAAAAAUGGAAAACCUUACCCCCUUUUCAGUGAAGGAUAGACCGUCAAAACACUAAUGAUAUUAGUGUUUCAACCUGCACCCAUUACCGAACUGAUCCCAACUUGAGAAAUGUGUUUAUGACAUGCCUCUUUCCAAACUGAAAACCAUUCAAAACUUGCAUAACUGAAAGCCCGAAAUAGACAUACUUAUAUAACAUACCUAUAUAUACACAUAUUUAAAUGUAACGAUAAUUGUACGAGUUUGGUUCAGGUUUUACCUUGGUUUUCAACUUUACGGAUUCGUCAAAAUGGCUGUUAAUUUUUGAGAAAUAAAAUGCAAACGCAAAACAGUUGAGGGAGUUAGCCGAAAUUGUUGAGCAAGGGCAAUUGUUGAAUUAUUUACAUUUAAGCAACGCGAUGCCUGCGACAGUUUGAAAACAAAAAACAGGAGAAUGUAGUGUAGCCAAUAAAGUAAAACAAAGUAAAGUAAAAUAUGUACUACGAAUCAAAUGCUUCAGCCGCUUGUUGUUUGUUCAUGCCAUUCAAACGUAACUAAUUUUAAGUGAGCCGCUAGGUUUAGAUAAGUAUUACCAAGUGCGUAAGCCGCUCAUGAUCUCUGUUAUUUUUUUUAUAAUAAAAGGCAUGACGCAAUGCAAGUAGAAACAAAUUGUUAAUUGGACAGAAUAGCAAGAGCAACGCACCGAGCAAAAUGUUAAGCAAUCGAGUAUAAAAUGCCGCCGGAAACGGAAGCUGGCAAACUGUACUUAGUGUAGAACGCACAACGAUGGUGUAUGGUGUGGUGUAUGUUCGACGACAACCGUUAGCAAAGUAGAGAACGUUUUUGGAAAAUGCGCUCCGGCGCUGAUAAUAAA